AUGGAACCAGUUAACACGAGUGGGGGUUUGGCAUUGUUUUAUAAUAACGAUUAUGAUAUCAAUAUCGAGUUUUCUAAUAAAAGGAUCAUUGAUGUUGAGGGUAGAUAUGAAGGCAAGGUGAUUUUCAUGUCCUUUGUCUAUGGGGACCCAGUGGUUAAGCUGCGUGAUCUUGUUUGGGAACGGAUUACAAGGAUUGGAACAACAAGGACAGACCCAUGGUUUUUAAUAGGGGACUUCAAUGAGAUCACAGGAAAUCAUGAGAAACAAGGUGGACCCCUACGUCAAUCAUCCACUUUCAUUCCUUUUAACUUGAUGAUAAGCGACUGUGGUUUUGUGAACUUCCCAAGCCGUGGGAAUACACUAUCAUGGAGGGGACGGAGGCGAGGGAAAAUAGUGCGGUGCCGGCUGCCGGCUGGACAGAGCGUUAGCUACGGAAGAAUGGCACGACCUAUUUCCGGUUUCACAUAUUGA
Molecule: messenger RNA, 471 nt
Organism: Microthlaspi erraticum
Lineage: Eukaryota; Viridiplantae; Streptophyta; Magnoliopsida; Brassicales; Brassicaceae
Source: the annotation of a GenBank genome assembly